GGUGGAGACUCCUCCCCCGCCCCCUACGUAAGAUGGCCGCCGCUCUGCUUCACGGCUGAUCACAGCUCGGACGCUCGACGGCAAAAAUAUUUUUAAAGAAAACCUCACGCCGCGUCGCCGUUGCCGCCCUCGCUCGCGGUGCGCGGCGUUCAACUGGCGACGUUGACGAUGUCCACGCUGCUGGCGCUGGUGUCGUCUUAGCGCCAGAGGUUAACCCCUCCCCCGAGGUUAACGCCGCGAGUUAAGACGCCGCCGCCGCACGCCGCCGCCCAGCCGAGGGGUCGGGCUGCUCGCCGCUGCGUGAAGUGGGAGACUCCGCCAGGAUCUCACCUGGGGUCUCCUCAAACGUCACUCUUGAGGACCCGGCUUCUCCUGAGACCUCCAGUCUGGGACCCAUUAAUUCAAGCAGUCGUCCGCAUUAGGACACCACUCCUUGGUCUGGUCUUUUAUCCUGACCAUCGAAUUUCUGGUGAUCUGCCCUUUCGUGGGUCCCGUUUCUCUUGAGACUUGGUUUCUCUUUCUUUAGGUGUCCGUGCCUAGUGUGACCCGUCUCUGGUCAGAUUCUUUCUUGGCAUCUGCUCCUGCUGGUAUUUGUCACCUAGAACCUGCAUCUCCUGGAAGCUACCUGUUGCGGGACCUGUCUCGAUUCCUGAAACGCGCAUUCCUCCUAGAACCCAUCUCCCGGGGACCCAUUUCCAUCCUGCCACCCCUCGCAUCCCAGGGGCGAUCUCACCACCACCGCCACCAUGUCGAUGUCGCACUUGUACGGGCGCGACGAGGACGUGAACGUGGAGCGUUUCGAGGUGACCGACUGGGACCUGGAGAACGAGUUCAACCCCGAGCGUGUGCGCCACCGCCAGAGCAAGGAGGAGGCCGUGUACGGGGUCUGGGCUGAGGACGACGACGAUGACGACGAGAGGCCCGGAUUCUCGGGCGGGAGGAGCAAGAACCGCGACUUCACGGCCCCCGUGAGCUUUGUGAGCGGCGGCGUGAAGCGUCCUGCCGCCGAGGAAGAGGAGGAUGAGGAUGAGGACGAGGAGGGGGUCUCGGGCAAGGGCUCCGGCGGCGAGGAGGACGGCGCCCGUCUGGGGCCCUGGACCGAGGCGCUGCAGAGGGCGAAGGGUGGGCGCGGCGCCAGGCAGUCCCAGAAGGGGGGCAUCAGGCCUUCCCGUACCGUGGCCGGACUGCCCCCUGAGAAGGGCUUCGGCAGCUGGGAGCGACACACGAAGGGCAUUGGGCAAAAGCUGCUGCAGAAGAUGGGCUACGUCCCCGGCCUUGGACUGGGCAAGAAUGCGCAGGGCAUCGUCUUGCCGGUGGAAGCCAAGGUCCGCAAGGGCCGAGGAGCGAUCGGAGCGCACGGUCCGGAGCGCACCAAACAGUCACUCCAUGAUUUCCCGGCUCCCAAGUCCGACGAGGAGGAAGAGGAGGAGUUCAAGCAGCAGCUGAGCCAGUGGCGGAAGGAGCCCGGCACCGGAGCCGGCGCAACCAAGAAGGGUCCACGGUACACCUACCGCACCGUGGAGGAGCUCAAGGCUAAGGGGCUGGGCCGCAAGGUGGCGCCACCCUCACAGCUCAGCCAAGUCAAGGUAAUCGACCUGACUGGCAAGAGCCAGAAGGUUUACUACAGCUACGAUCAGAUGAGCCAGCGCCACAGCGUUCCGUCAGACGAGGCCGAGGCCGCGGAGGGAGAAACCGCGGCGCCGAGCGAGAGCAAGCGCAAGGGAUUCGCCCUGCCGGAGCUGGAGCACAACCUCCAGCUGCUUGUGGAGCUCACGGAGCAGGACAUUGUGCAGACCGACCGUCGGCUGCGCCACGAGAAGAACCAGGUGGUGGCUCUGCAGCACGAAGCCCAGCGGCUGGAGGCGCUGCUGGAGCAGGAGGACCGCGCCGUGGAGCGGCUGGGCCGCGUGCUGGCCGUGGCCGAGUCCUGCGAGCGCCGCGCCCGCUCGCUCGAGGGGGACGUGCCGCCGGGGGAGGGGGAGCCGCCGCUCGGCCUCGCCGACGCGGCCCGGGUCUUCCGCUCGCUGCAGAGCGAAUUCUACGAGGAAUACCGCGCCUUCGACCUCGCCACGCUCGCCGUGCUCACCGUGCAGCCACUCCUCAAGCAGAGCUUUGCCGGGUGGGACCCCCUCAAGGACCCGUCGUUCGGCCUGGACGUGGCACGCGAGUGGAAGGCCAUCCUGGAGGAGAGCCAGAACGUGCUGCAGACCGUCCACCCACAGCUGGGCCCGCUCGCCGGCAGCAGCGGCGGCGGCGGCGGCACCAACAUGGACCCCUACCACCGCCUCAUGUGGGACACGUGGAUGCCGUGCGUGCGUUCCGCCGUGGUGCGGUGGCAGCCGCGUGCCUGCGAGCCCAUGGUGGAUAUGGUGGAGCACUGGAUGGAGUUCCUGCCGCCCUGGAUUCUCAACAACGUCCUGGAGCAGCUUAUCUUCCCCAAACUUCAGCGCGAGGUGGAAAACUGGAACCCGCUGACAGACACGGUGCCCAUCCACGCGUGGAUCCACCCGUGGCUGCCCCUGAUGGGCGGCGCUCGCCUAGAGCCGCUCUACUCGCCCAUCCGGAGCAAGCUGGGCAGCGCCCUGCAGCGCUGGCAUCCCAGCGACCCUUCCGCCAAACUCAUCCUGCGGCCGUGGAAGGAGGUGUUCUCCCCGGGCAGCUGGGAGGCUUUCAUGCUCAAGCACAUCCUGCCAAAACUCGGCAUGUGUCUCUCGGACUUCGUGAUUAACCCUCACCAGCAGCACCUGGACCCCUUCCGCUGGGUGAUCGACUGGGAAGGGAUGCUGUCUCCCGCCAGCCUCGUCACGCUGCUCGACAAACAUUUCUUUGCCAAGUGGCUCCAGGUGCUAUGCGCGUGGCUCAGCAACAACCCCAACUACGAGGAGAUAAUCAAGUGGUACCAGGGCUGGAAGUCACUCUUCUCGGAGCAGCUGCUGGCGCACGUCACCGUCAAGGAGAAGUUCAGCGAGGCGCUGGACAUCAUGAAUCGCGCCGUCUCCAUGCCGCACGGACCCGUGGGCUUCACGCAGCCCGGCGCACGCGAGCACAUCGCCUACCUCACCCAGACCGAGCGCCGGCGAGACUUCCAGCCCGACGGGGGCCCCGCGCCCCCUCCGGCCUCGGCGGUCCCCCCGGGCCCGCCGGGCCCCGCCGGCGGCCUGGCCGUGGGCGUCGCUCAGCCGGUGCCGCUGAGCUUCAAGGAGCUGGUGCAGGCGCGCGCCGAGGAGAACAACAUCGUGUUCAUGCCGCUGCUGGGCCGGCGCCACGAGGGCAAGCAGCUGUACACGUUUGGGCGCCAGGUGGCAUACAUCGACCGGGGCGUCGUCUUCGUGCAGGGAGAGAAGACGUGGGUGCCCACGUCGCUACAGAGCCUUGUCGACAGCGCCAAGUGACGGAGGGGAGCAAGCGAGCGAUCGAGCAAGUCGUCGGGGGAGCGGCGGAGAGGGUGAGAGAGACGGCGAGAGGGGGGUGACGAUGGGGCAGGAGGCAGCGGAGAGAGCGAGAGGAAGGGAACGCCGCAGUCGGGAUGACGAGAGGGUGAGCGGCAGAUGAGACGAGAGGAGCAGCGCCGCCGGGUGACUUGGCUGAGAUGUUCCAACCGCGGGAUGUUGCAGCGAGAGCGUAGAGUGCGUAUGCUGACGGGGGGCAGGGGGGGGAGGGGAGGCUUUUGCUCCUGGUGCGUGUAUGCGCGCGUGUUUCCACAGGGCGAGGUGAUGGGGUUGCAACGACCACGCCAGACGUGUGCGUUCGUAUUGCCCUGGCGGCCUGCUUCUAGCACCGCGUGUGCGUUCGGUUGAUUUUGUAAAUUAUUCAUCGACAGUUGAGUGUCUGUGUGUGUGUUUCCUCGCCACUGCUCCGUAACAUUGCCAUUACCGGUGGAAGCGUCGACCAAUGGUCAAUCCGCUGUUUGGCUCAAGUUGAGUUGUGCGUGCGCGCGUCAACAUGCGUGUGUGAAUGAAUGAAUGUGUGGUGUGUGGCUGUCUUUGUGUGCGAGUGGGGAGCGGUAGUGUAGUAGUUAGUGCGUUGCACUACAAACUCGGCCACCCGAGUUCGAUUCCCGCUCACGGCCAACACCAGUGACGAUUAUCUGAACCAAGUCUUUCCGUAAUUCGACUCCGACUGAUAAAAUGAGUACCUGGUGCGACGUGUAAACAUCGCCGCUAGGGAAGCGAAGGUGGUGGCCGGGCAGUGGUGUUGGCCACCCACACCCUCGUGUGCCGUGCCGGCCUUCAUAGGUGCUUGCUAAACAGCACUUGCCCCAACAGUCUGUUCAGGCUAUACGGGGGAUCUGUGUGAAUGGGUGGUGUGUAUGUCUGAAUGGGUUGUGCGUGUGUCUAAAUGUGUGCUGCUGUGAAUGGGCGGUGCAUUCACUGAGACACGGGUCUCUUCGCGUCUGGCCAAGAACACGCGUGUCAAGUAUUUUUGUAUCACAAUAAAGCUGACCUCGGUCACCUUUU
Petromyzon marinus (sea lamprey) is the source of this 4457-nucleotide messenger RNA. RefSeq names its product tuftelin interacting protein 11 (gene TFIP11). Gene Ontology annotation, cellular component: U2-type post-mRNA release spliceosomal complex. Lineage: Eukaryota; Metazoa; Chordata; Hyperoartia; Petromyzontiformes; Petromyzontidae. Gene Ontology annotation, biological process: spliceosomal complex disassembly. The record is from RefSeq and is a predicted model, not a curated record. Gene Ontology annotation, molecular function: nucleic acid binding.